Messenger RNA from Lottia gigantea (owl limpet), 1524 nucleotides. RefSeq lists its product as hypothetical. The coding region runs from base 1 to 1524 and encodes 507 amino acids. The transcript is spliced from 2 exons. Lineage: Eukaryota; Metazoa; Mollusca; Gastropoda; Lottiidae. The record is from RefSeq and is a predicted model, not a curated record.
AUGAUUUUCCAUAAAAACAAUUUCAAAGAAAUAAAAAGAUCAAAAAAGGGUAGUGGUGUUAGCCUACUCAAAAAGAUAAAAGAAUAUAUCGGUAUAAAUUGUUAUAUACCGAGUGAUGGAUGCUGCUUUGUAAAGUGCGUUAAUCGUGUUUUAAACGAAGACUACACGAGAGAAUUUCAAGAUUUCAUCAACAGUUUUCAAAAAUCAAACAGAAAAGGAGUUAUGACAACUGCUAGAAUUUGCGAAUUCAAUAAGAAAUUUAAUACUAAUUUUCAAAUAUAUAUGCCCAAACAUAGACAUUUUCAACCAAAGAAAGUAACCGAAGAAUUAGAUUGGGUUUUUUAUUUACACAAAGAACAUUUCUGUUUGAUAAGAAGAAAUAACAAAACUUUGGGCAUUAAAGAAAUAGAAGAUAAUUACGAUGAAAACGUAUGGAGAACUUGUAGAGAUGAUAAUGCGAUAACGCAAGUUUCACUUCUAAAACUAAACGUUUUUCCAACCAUUCACGAUGAUUGUUUAUACGCAUGGGAUUGCGAAACCUACAACGAAAAUAAAGCCAUACCUUAUUCCUGCACUUUAGUUAAUUUAGAAAAACUAAGGAAAAUGUUAAACAGAAGAAAUAAUCUCUUUCCAGAUUUAAAGCCGACAGAUCCCAUUCCAGAAGAAUUUUACAACAAACUCAUGACUAAUAUAGUAGAAAUAUUUGUAGAUGAAGAUUUACAGAAAAAAUGGAAAAGACAGAAAGAAAUAAAGGGUAACUCUAAUUAUUUGCAAAAUAUUAAUUUCACAUGUUCCUAUCAACAUGAAAAAUCUAGUUUAGCGGCAUGGGGAAAUUCAUCUAAUCUACCAAUGAAUUUGAGAAAGAUCGAGGAUGUUAAUAUUGCAAAAUACGCUAAAGAUAAUUGGGAAUCUUUAAGACCCGAAUGGGAACCUUACGCUAAAAGAGAUACAUUGUGUCUCGGAGCUUGUUUGAUAAAAUACAAUCAAGCCAUGAAAAAAACUGUCUUCCAAAACGUUUCCAAUAAUCUAAUGGCUCCUUCUUUAUCUUUAAAGGGUUGGUAUUAUUUAUAUCAUUACGAUAAAGAAAUGGUUGAAGAAGAAUGGUAUGAAAGUACUAGAAUGGUUCCGAAACAUACGGAAAAACAAAACGUAGAAAAAGUUUACUCGCAUACUCACCCUUUUAUAAGAUAUUUUAUCAGACAAAGUAUUAAAGGCGGAAGAGUUUCGGCAAAUCGAAAAUCAUUUGAAACGGAUAAAAUGAAUGAGAUCUGCGCCAUAUUAAAAGAAUACAAUGAAAGUGACACUGAAGGAAUAAUAGAUUUAUUCAAAGAAUACAGUGUUAACCCAAAAGAUAAAACGGAAGUUCACGCUAAACUCAAAGAACUGGACUAUUCUAAACUGAUGGCAUUUGACGCUAAUGGGUUUUACGCUUCAGCCAUGACAGAAGGUGAAUAUCCUAAAGCGGAAAGUGCAAGAGCGUUUCUACCAGAAGAAGAAAAAGAAUUUGUAAAAAAUCUUCAAUAA